GCGCUUUCCACGACUAUUUUGCUCUUGUCGUGAAAUGGUAUAGCGGAGCUUUUGCUACCUUUCAUCGAUAUCUCUCGGCGGGUUUGGGAACAUUCCUGGCUUACGUUCGCUUUCGAACGCUUUCCUGGGGGGCUUUUUUCUUUUCGAACGCUGCCGCGAUCGAAGCGGUUGGAGAGGUUGGGGAAAAAGAAUUUACCUAGACAGACUUUGGAUGCCGUUUUUGGAAAGCGUGGGAUAGAGGAGCGUAUUGGGGAUCCGCGGGAUUGUGGACUAUAACGAUUGACGGUCGAGAAAUUUUCGGAUCGUGUUCCGAAUCGGAACGAUUCUUUGCGAUCCUUGGUGAAGGGGGAGUAACAGCACGACUUGAUCCAGGGAAGACUUUCGCCAAAAUCGACGACACUCCAAGACCUUUCGAAAUUAUACAUGAAAUAGAACACAGCAAUGUACAGGGCUCGAACCACUUCCGCCACGGCUUACGAGCCUUCGGUUCUCCUCAUCGUUGCCGGCGGCACCAUUUGCAUGCAAGACACUGCCGACGGGCUCAAAACCUCCCAAGUCUUCCUCGACGAAUGUCUCUCGCCCAACUAUCAAUUCAACGAUGGCACGCCCAUCCCGCCGACAGACAUCACCGACGAACAUGGCGUCCGUCGUGCAGCGCGAAGUCUCCGCCUGCCACGCGACCGGAGCGGCGCCAAUGUCCUCUGCACCGUCCUCGAGUUUGCCCCUCUGCUUGACAGCGCGGUAGCGCAUGCCCCGACGUGGAACCAGCUCGCUCAAACACUGCACGCGAACAUGGCAUCUUUCGACGCCUUCGUCAUCUGCCACGGCACCGACACCCUGGCGUACACCGCCGCCGCGCUAUCCUUCCUCUUCAUGUCACAGGGUCGGCUGGAGAAGACGGUCGUCCUGACCGGCGCACAGCGGAGCAUGUUCUUCGCCGACUCCGACGGCGGCGCCAACCUCCUCGGCUCCAUCGUGCUCGCGAGCCACGUCCGCCUCCCGGAAGUGACGGUCUACUUCGGCCACAAGCUCCUCCGCGGCACCCGCGUGACGAAAGUCAGCGCGUCCAACUACGCCGGCUUCGAAAGCCCCAACGCAGGACCCCUCUGCGCCGUCUCGGAGACCGGCAUCGUCGUCUACGGCGACAACCUCCAGGAGAAGAAAAAACAAGCCCAAAGCAGCCCAGAACACCCCGCCAACGACGACGACGAAAAGCCCCUCCCGCACCUCGACAGCAGCACCGCCAUCGUCCUCAAAGUCCACCCGGGCAUGACCGCGGCGCUGCUCUCCACCAUCCUCUCCAGCCCGUCCCUGCGGGGCGUGAUCCUGGAGACGUUCGGGGCGGGCAACCUGCCGGUGUCGCUGGUGCCGGCGCUGUCGGGCGCCGUGGCGCGGGGCAUCACGGUCGUGAACGUGACGCAGUGCCUGCACGGCAGCGUCAGCACCGCCUACGAGCCCGCGCGCAAACUCGCCGAGGCCGGCAUCGUCGCGGGCUACGACAUGACCACCGAGGCCGCCUACACCAAACUCGUCUACCUCCUCGCCAGGCCUGACCUGGGCCCGGCCGAGGUGAAGAGCUGCAUGGCGGAGAACCUGUGCGGCGAACUCACGCCGCCGCCGAUGGAGAAGGGAGGGAUUGAUGGCCCGCUUUCGGUGGCCCAGUUGCCGAUACGCGUGGAGAGGACGGUCACGGGGCGAUUUACGAAUUUCGGAGGGUGAAUAGGGUCAGGGAAUUUCUUCUAUCUUUUCUCGCCCUCUUAUCUUCUGCUUACCUCCUUUUCCCGGGGUUUUCUUUCACGGCAACUGUUGGGGGACUUGGGGAGGGUGGGGGGUUGCGUGUCGUCUCGUCAAUGUCCUCUCCCCCGGCGGGGUUUGGUCAUCUGGAGUUUGGACUUCAUACUGCACGUAUAGAACAACAACCAACCAUCGACAGUCUCGGCAUGGGCCCAUGAAGUCGGUUCAUGUCCGCGGUCAAUAUAGAUGGAUACUUCUGGCGAGCGAUACAUGUUCCUGUUACAGUACGGAUGGUAGCGCAAUCUGACAACUUUUCUGUUCGCUGGAUUCCCAUUUGUCGUCCAUCG
Molecule: messenger RNA, 2081 nt
Organism: Dissoconium aciculare CBS 342.82
Lineage: Eukaryota; Fungi; Ascomycota; Dothideomycetes; Mycosphaerellales; Dissoconiaceae
Product: Asparaginase/glutaminase
Exons: 1
Coding region: 442-1719 (425 amino acids)
Molecular function (GO): asparaginase activity
Source: RefSeq, a predicted model, not a curated record